UUCCGCGCUUUGGUUGAACUUAUCACGUUAGUUGGUGUCUUUUUUAAGCUCGUUUAAAGUGUUUUAAAACGUAAAAAAAUACACGAUCACUAAACGUUCACUGAGUUAGCUGCCCCUGCUACGUUAGCAUGCUAGCCAGUUAGCGCCCCCCUCUUGCUGUGAGUUACACUAGUUUAGUAUUUGACUGUUUCUUGGUGUUGAUAGUAUGUAGUUUGGCGCCUUGCUUAAGGGCAGGUGUCGUUUUAUACACGCACCUAGCGUAGUAAUAUUUAAACUUAAUCAAGUGGGAACAGUUUGUAAUCCGUUUUAUUGAUUGUCUAAAGAUGUAGUUCCACACGAUCUUCAUCUGUGAAUACAACAACUGCGUAAAACCCGCUGUCAGGGAGUUCGACUCUGAUUCGUCUCCACCGUAGUUAACAUGGGGAUGUGUGUGAUUAGCAUCGAUGAGCUAACCGAGGCUAACGUCAGAAGAUGGCUGGUUCACUGGCUCUUUUGAAAACAACAGUCGGGAUUACUUUUCCAAGCGGACGCGCUCCGCGGAGGGAUCCAAAUAGUGACGGGGCACAAAAGCCAUGUGCUGCUUUGUUUACAAUAACAAUCCUCGAGCGGAGAAAUAAAAACGCGGAACUGCGUGUUUUCCGCCGCUGCGUCAAAACAAAUGCAAACGGUUCCUGCAGGAGUUCUACACCGAGGAUGACAACGGGAAGAAGGUGUUCAAAUAUGGAGCCCAGCUUGUGGCGCUGGCCCACAGGGAGCAGGUGUCUAUUUUUGUGGAUCUUGACGAUGUGGCUGAGGAAGACCCCGAGCUGGUGGAGAGCGUCUGUGAGAACGCCAAGCGCUACACCGCCCUGUUCGCCGACGCAGUCCACGAGCUGCUGCCAGAGUACAAAGAGAGAGAUAUUGUGGCCAAAGAUUCCCUGGACGUGUACAUUGAGCACAGGCUGAUGAUGGAACAGAGGGGUCGCGACCCAGCGGACACCAGAGACCCACGUAACCAAUACCCACCUGAACUCAUGAGGCGAUUCGAGCUGUACUUUAAGUCUCCCACUACAUCCAAACCUAAAGUGGUGCGUGAUGUCCGAGCCGACAGCAUUGGACACCUCGUGCCGGUUCGAGGCAUCGUCACCCGCGCCACCGAGGUCAAACCCAUGAUGGCAGUAGCUACAUACACAUGUGACCAAUGUGGUGCGGAGACUUAUCAACCAAUCCAGUCUCCCUCCUUCAUGCCCCUCAUCAUGUGUCCCAGUCAAGAGUGUGUCACCAACAAGUCAGGUGGUCGUCUCUACCUGCAGACCAGAGGCUCCAAGUUCGUGAAAUUCCAGGAGAUUCGUAUUCAGGAACAGAGCGAUCAAGUGCCUGUUGGAAACAUUCCAAGGAGCAUGUCUGUGUAUGCUCGUGGAGAGAACACCCGUCUCGCUCAGCCAGGCGACCACGUGGCCAUCACAGGCGUCUUCCUGCCCCUUCUGCGCUCAGGUUUCAUGCAAGCGCAACAGGGUCUUCUGUCAGAGACGUACAUGGAGGCCCACAGCAUCACCCUCAUGAACAAGACGGAGGAUGAUGCGCUCGGAAACGAGGAGCUGAAUGAUGAGGAGCUGCGCGGCAUCACAGAUGAAGGAUUUUAUGAGAAACUAGCUGGUUCCAUAGCACCAGAGAUCUACGGACAUGAAGACGUGAAGAAGGCUCUGCUGCUGCUGCUGGUUGGGGGGGUGGAGCAGGCUCCCAAAGGCAUGAAAAUCAGAGGCAGCAUCAAUAUCUGCCUGAUGGGAGACCCCGGAGUCGCAAAGUCCCAGCUGCUCUGCUACAUCGACCGUCUGGCUCCUCGAAGUCAGUACACAACGGGUCGUGGUUCAUCCGGAGUCGGUCUGACUGCAGCCGUGAUGCGUGACCCCGUUACUGGAGAAAUGACCCUGGAAGGUGGAGCCCUGGUGCUCGCCGACCUGGGCGUGUGCUGCAUCGACGAGUUUGACAAGAUGGCUGACGCUGACCGCACAGCCAUCCACGAGGUGAUGGAGCAGCAGACCAUUUCUAUUGCGAAGGCCGGCAUCAUGACCUCCCUCAACGCCCGCUGCUCCAUUCUAGCCGCAGCUAACCCCGCCUACGGCCGCUACAACCCCAAGAAGAGCAUCGAGGCCAACAUUCAGCUGCCGGCCGCUCUGCUCUCCAGGUUCGACCUCCUCUGGCUGAUCCAGGACAAGCCGGAUGCCGAAGCCGACCUGCGUCUGGCCCAGCACAUCACCUACGUCCACCAGCACUGCCGCCAGCCGCCCACUCACUUCACCCCCAUCGACAUGAAGCUGAUGAGACGUUACAUCGGUGUUUGUAAGAAGCGGCAGCCAGUGGUGCCCGAAGCAUUGGCUGAUUACAUCACCGCUGCUUAUGUGGAGAUGAGGAAAGAGGCGCGAGUGAGCAAGGACACCACCUUUACCUCCGCCCGAACCCUCCUCUCCAUCCUGCGUAUAUCCACUGCUCUGGCUCGUCUUCGUAUGAUGGACACUGUGGAAAAGGAGGACGUCAACGAGGCCAUGAGACUGAUGGAGAUGUCAAAGGACUCGCUACAAGCUGACAAGUCCAGCACCACAAGGGCCCAGAGACCGGCUGAUGUCAUCUUCUCUCUGGUUCGUGAGCUCGCCACAGAGGGCGUGGUCGGCCGCGGCGGAGCUGGCGGCGUGGUCCGCAUGGCCGAGGCAGAGCAGCGCUGUGUCACUCGUGGCUUCACCCCCGACCAGUUCCAGGAGGCCCUGGAGGAGUACGAGGAGCUGAACGUGUGGCAGCUCAACCAGGCCCGCAGUCGAAUCACCUUCGUCUGAGGAACCUGGGACACGUCUUCACGCACGCUGUGCUUCAGCCACCCGAGGGGAAAACUCUUUGUUUUCUACAGACUUCUAUUGAGGCUCUUUUUUUCCUCCUUCAGCAUUUUCUCAAGCAAGUCGAACAGAACCUGAACGAUUCUAAGCUCUACUCUCUUUGCAAGAAUUCUGCUGUUGGAGACUCAGUGUUUUAAGAUUCCUGUUCACCAGUAAAACACUUGUAAAUAUGUGUCAGAACUUGUUAUUUUAUGAUCUGCAGUUUAGAGUUUAAAGCUUCUGCUGAAGUGGAUUAUUUCUGUACAUUUUAAAAUCCAAACGGGCAAGAGAAAGAACAGUUGAGCCUUGUAUUGUGAUUCCCCUUCAAAUAAAUUGAUCGUUCAUUCACAAA
Pleuronectes platessa (European plaice) is the source of this 3195-nucleotide messenger RNA. RefSeq names its product minichromosome maintenance complex component 7 (gene mcm7). Gene Ontology annotation, molecular function: ATP binding; single-stranded DNA helicase activity; single-stranded DNA binding. The record is from RefSeq and is a predicted model, not a curated record. Gene Ontology annotation, cellular component: nucleus; MCM complex. Bases 945 to 2807 code for a protein of 620 amino acids. NCBI's taxonomy places the organism in Eukaryota, Metazoa, Chordata, Actinopteri, Pleuronectiformes, Pleuronectidae. Gene Ontology annotation, biological process: DNA strand elongation involved in DNA replication; DNA replication initiation; double-strand break repair via break-induced replication. The transcript is spliced from 15 exons.